Molecule: messenger RNA, 132 nt
Organism: Dentiscutata erythropus
Lineage: Eukaryota; Fungi; Glomeromycota; Glomeromycetes; Diversisporales; Gigasporaceae
Source: the annotation of a GenBank genome assembly
AUGGUCAUGUUUAUACCAAUAAAUCCCAAUGAUAGAGAUCCUGAUAGUCAAGCAAUAUUCGAAAAAAAUGAAUACUAUAUCGUCAGUGGAAAAGUUAUCCCUGAAUACUACUGUGAUGUUAAAAAAGCGAAA